Passer domesticus (house sparrow) is the source of this 10152-nucleotide messenger RNA. It is a transcript of the gene MBD5, whose product is annotated as methyl-CpG binding domain protein 5. Lineage: Eukaryota; Metazoa; Chordata; Aves; Passeriformes; Passeridae. Gene Ontology annotation, molecular function: chromatin binding; DNA binding. The coding region runs from base 1681 to 6783 and encodes 1700 amino acids. The record is from RefSeq and is a predicted model, not a curated record. Gene Ontology annotation, cellular component: chromocenter; nucleus. The transcript has 16 exons.
CCCCCCUUCCUCCCCGCGGCCUCCCGAGCUCCCCCGGGGCGCAUGCGCGGUGGCGGCCGCCGCUGCUGCCUCCCCUCCUCUUCCUCCUCCUCCUCCUCCUCCUUCUCCUCCUCCUCCUCCUCCUCCUUCCCGACAGCGGCGGCGGCGAUGAGGAGGAGCGCGGGGGGGGGCGGCGGCGGGACGGCCGGUUGUUCGCGCCGCUGAAGGGACACGAAGCAGCGCCGCGCCGAGGCGGGGGCGGGGGGCCCCGAGUCGCUGCCCCCCCCGCAGCCCCGCCGGGGAGUUUCUUCCACAUCCCCCCCCCCCCCCCAAAAACACACCGAGACCCCCCCCCACCACCCCCGUCCCUCGGGGGCGGCCCCGCGGAGCGCCGCUCCCUCCUCCUCCUCCCCCUUUAUUACCCUUUGUGUGCGUCUCCGCCUUCCUCCCCGCGCCCGGGGGCCCUGAGUUUUAGGGAGAGCCCAGUGCCUGUUUGAUCCAAGCUUGCCCACAAUUCCAUGGAAGGAAAUAAAGGGAUGGAGCACAUUUCAGCUUUUCCACCUGUGGCACAGCUGGGUCAGUGAGAGAAGAUGAAAGCCAGAAGAUCCAAUGAGUUUGGACAGGACAGCUGGAAGUGCAGGAGAUCCUUGCUGACGAUGGUGGUGGCUGGAGGCAGCACUGUUGAAGAUUUUAUCAUUUACAGACAAGAUCUCUGAAAUCUGUUUCCUUCAGACAGCAAAGGAAGAAGAGGCUUCACCACAACAAAACGGGCAAAAACCACAAAGACUUGAAGAAACAGCACUUCUCUAAUUCUUCCCAAAAUUCCCAGAACCACCAAAUCCUAAAGGAUUGCACCCAGCAGUCUUCCUGAUUUCAGAUCUAAGUGGGGUGCAGGAGUUCCUCACAUGAGGGGUGGAGGGAGGCAAGGAGCCGGCCCCAAUGGACAUAGCCCAUCAUCGAGAGCACCACAGGAGACUGUCUAGAGCAAAGCUCAAAGUGCAGCAGCAGUUCUGAAAAGCCUAAAAGAUCCCCAAGAUAACUUGAAGCAAGACCAUGAGAAGCAAUGUAGCUUGGAGUGAACAAGAUGACCAGAGCCACCUUCAAUCUAACCCUGAAUGAGGAAAAAGGCUGUUUGAUUGGAGCCAAGGAGUCAGCAAAGAACCUCAAGAAGACAACUUGGAUCAUGACCAGAAGAUAAAAAGAAAACAAAAAAAGAAUGUGGCAUAUAAAGGGUGUAAUACCUGGAGGUAUUGGAUCUGACUCAUAUUUAUAAAAAUGAGACGAGCUUUCACAAAACACAAGUUAUCUUAGACAGUCAUCAAGCUUGGAGCCAUCAUGCUGUUGAACUAGAAAUUCUCCUUUUCCCCAUUCUCCUUUCUGACAGGUAACAAAGGAUUGGUGAAUUAUGAUUUUCCCAAGUCGGAAGCACUAAUUUUUAUCUAUAUAGUUCAUCCUUAUGAAUAUAUAAGGAGUUAAACAUUGCAUAUUUAAUGUGGAUUAUAAUGGGAGAGUGACUCAUUAACCAAAAUGGCCACUUUUGAGGACUUGGUUUCAAACUGAGCUGGAGCCUCCCGAUGCACUUUGUAGGAUUUGGGGGAAGCUGUGCUGCAGGGCCUGCUUUGGGAGGCCAGGAUGACAUGUAGUAAAAGGAUAUCACCUUACUGUUGAUAUCUCUGAAGACUCAUAACCAGAAACAGGAAAAUGAAUGGUGGGAAGGAGUGUGACGGAGGGGACACGGAUGGAGGGCCACCAGCAGUGCAAGUUCCCGUUGGUUGGCAGCGGAGGGUGGACCAAAGUGGAGUUCUCUACAUCAGUCCCAGUGGGUCUUUAUUAUCCUGCUUGGAGCAGGUGAAGACUUACUUGCUGACUGAUGGAACGUGCAAGUGUGGCCUAGAAUGUCCUCUUGUUCUUCCCAAGGUCUUUAAUUUUGAUCCUGGAGCUGCUGUGAAGCAGAGAACUGCUGAAGAUGUUAAAGCGGACGAAGAUGUCACCAAACUAUGCAUUCACAAAAGGAAAAUUAUUGCUGUGGCUACACUUCACAAAAGCAUGGAAGCACCACAUCCUUCACUGGUUCUAACUAGUCCUGGUGGUGGAACAAGUGCAACGCCAGUAGUUCCCACUCGAGCAGCAACUCCAAGGUCGAUGAGGAAUAAAUCACAUGAAGGAAUUACAAAUUCUGUGAUGCCGGAAUGUAAGACUCCUUUCAAGUUGAUGAUGGGGGCAUCUAAUGCCAUGGGUAGGCUUUAUGUGCAAGAAAUGGCUGGAAGCCAGCAAGCAGAGCUCCAUCCUGCCUAUCCCAGGCAGAGAUUGGGGAGCAAUGAACUGGGGCAGAAGUCUCCGUACCGCGGCAGUCACGGGGGCAUGCCCAGCCCGGCGUCCUCGGGCUCGCAGAUCUACGGGGACGGCUCCAUCUCCCCCAGGACUGACCCGCUGGGGAGCCCCGACGUCUUCACGAGGAACAAUCCCAGUUUUCACGGAGCGCCCAACUCCAGUCCUAUCCACAUGACCAGGACGCCUCUGUCCCCGCCGUCUGUCAUGCUCCACGGCUCUCCCAUACAGUCAUCCUGUGCAAUGGCUGGAAGGACUAAUAUACCUCUUUCCCCCACCCUGACCACCAAGAGCCCAGUCAUGAAAAAACCCCUGUGUAACUUUUCGGCUGGUAUGGAAAUACCACGAGCAAUGUUCCACCAUAAACCCCCCCAAGGCCCACCCCCACCUCCUCCACCGCCUUCUUGUGCUCUUCAGAAAAAGCCAUUAACAUCCGAGAAGGACCCGCUUGGCAUACUGGACCCCAUUCCCAGCAAACCGGUGAACCAGAACCCCGUGAUCAUGAACCCCACCACCUUCCACUCGAGUGUCCACUCUCAGGUACCCGUGAUGAAUGUAAGCAUGCCCCCCGCCGUGGUGCCCCUGCCCAGCAACCUGCCCCUGCCCACCGUCAAACCCGCCCACAUCAACCAUGGCACUCACGUCCAAAGGGUUCAGCACUCGGCUUCCACGUCCCUGUCCCCGUCGCCGGUGACGUCCCCGGUUCACGUGAUGGCGCCCGGCAUGGGGAGGAUCGAGGCUUCUCCCCAAAGAUCGCGCUCUUCUUCCACCUCGUCCGAUCACGGAAACUUCCUGCUGCCUCCAGUCGGGCCACAGUCGUCCUGUAGCGGUAUCAAAGUCCCUCCCAGGUCCCCGAGGUCAACCAUAGGGUCGCCGAGGCCUUCCAUGCCAUCCAGCCCUUCCACCAAGCACGAUGGACUUAGUCAAUACAAGGACAUCCCUAACCCAUUAAUUGCUGGAAUGAGUAAUGUAUUAAAUCCUCCCAACAAUGCAGUUUUUCCCGCUGCAUCGGCUGGAAGCGGUUCCUUGAAGAGUCAGCCUGGUUUGCUGGGAAUGCCUUUAAAUCAGAUCUUGAACCAGCACAACGCUGCCUCUUUUCCAGCAAGCAGUUUACUCUCAGCAGCAGCCAAAGCACAGCUAGCAAAUCAAAAUAAACUUGCUGGUAACAACAAUAACAGCAGUAGCAAUUCUGGACCUGUUGCCAGCGGCGGCAGCACCGAAGGACACAGCACUUUAAAUCCCAUGUUCCCUCCUGCUGCCAACGUGCUCCUCCCCACCACGGAAGGGCAGAGCGGCCGGGCAGCACUGAGAGAUAAACUGAUGUCUCAGCAAAAGGAUCCUCUGAGGAAAAGGAAGCAGCCCACCACCACGGUGCUGAGCUUGCUGAGGCAGUCUCAGCUGGACAGCUCCGGGCAUCCCAAAGCCGGCUCGGAUUUGAUCAGAAAGCCAAGUCAAAGCUCCUUCCCCAUCAGCUCCAUGUCGCAGCUCCUGCAGUCCAUGAGUUGUCAGAGCUCCCACGGGAGCAGCAAUAGUUCCUCGGGCUGCGGGGGCUCCGGCGGCGCCCUGCCCUGCCCCGGCGCCCCGCUGCACCUGGCGGAGCCCGCGCUGGCCUCGGGGCUGCCCUGCCCCAACCCCGGCCCCGCCUUCGGGCCCGGCGCCGCCGCGCCCCCCUCCAACCACCUGGCGGGGCUCCUCAACCAGAUGCAGGCCAGCGGGAGCUGCGGGAUGCUCCCCCAGGCUGGGAUGGCCUUAGGGAACUCCUUGCAUCCCAGCCCGGCUCAGGCCAGGCUCCAGGCGCCCUCCACGCCGGGGAUCCCCAACAGCAUCGGGAGCAGCUGUAACCAGAGCAGUCCUGAAGCAGGGGCUUUGGGCCCGUCGUCAUCGAUAGCCAUCGCUGGCACCAGCCAAGCUGCCAUCACCAAGACCACGUCUGUGCUCCAGGAUGGUGUCAUUGUCACCACGGCAGCUGGGACCCCUCUGCAGCAGGGCCAGCUGCCCAUGGGGGGCGAGUUCCCCUUCGCUGGCCACGAGCACUCGCUCCACUUCCCGCAGAACAGCGCUUCAAACAACAAUCUGCCACAUCCUCUGAAUCAAAACCUCCUCAAUUCCCUGCCUCUCUCUCUGCCGGUGAAUCAGCAACAUCUCCUCAACCAGAACCUCUUAAACAUCCUCCAGCCUUCAGCAGGAGAAGGCAAGUCUGAGGUCAACCUCAACCCUCUGGGUUUCCUGAACCCCAACGUCAAUGCUGCUCUAGCGUUCCUCUCCGGCGACGUGGACGGGCAGGUCCUGCAGCCCGUGCACUUCCAGCUGCUGGCAGCGCUGCUCCAGAACCAGGCCCAGGCAGCCGCCAUGCUCCCCGUGCCAUCCUUCAACGUCACCAUCUCCGACCUGCUGCAGCAGCAGAACGCCCCCGAGCCCCUGCCCGAGGGCAGCAGGGUGGAGAACCUGCUGCCCGCCCCCAUGCCCGGCUUCCCGGGCGCCGACCCCGCUCCCAACCCCCUGCUCCUGCCCGCCGCCGCCUCCGGCGCCUCGGCGCUCAUGGCCCUGAACCCGCAGCUGGUGGGGGGCGUCCUGAGCUCGGGCAGCCACGCCGAGGUGGCCAUAGCCACGUCCUCGCAGGCCACCACCACCACCACCACCACCACGUCGUCGGCGGUGGCCGCGCUGUCGGUGUCGGCGCUGGGCGGGGGCACGGCCGUGGUGUCCAUGGCAGAAACGCUCCUCAACAUCUCCGGCGGCGCGCCGGGGCCCGCCAAGGUCAACAACAGCGCCGUGGUGCCGCAGCUCCUGAACCCGCUCCUGGGCACCGGCCUGCUGGGGGAAAUGUCAUCUCUGAACACUACUCUGAACAACCAUCAGCUCAGCCACCUCCAGUCACUCCUCAACAACAAUCAGAUGUUUCCUUCAAAUCAGCAGCAGCAGCAGCAGCAGCAGCAGCAGCAGCACCUUCUCCAGGGCUACCAGAACGUGCAGGGCUUUCAGGGCCAGCCCCAAAUCCCUGGCCCAGCCAACAACCCAAACCCCAUGGCGUGUCUGUUCCAGAAUUUCCAGGUGAGGAUGCAGGAAGACGCCGCCGUGCUCAACAAAAGAAUGAUCACCCAGAUGGGAAUGGCGCCGGUUCCCGAGAGCUCCAACGCUCUCCUGCCUCCCUUCCAGGAGCCCCCCUGCGACCUGCAGCAGAGACCUGACCCGUCCCUGGGCCAGCAGGCCAAGGACAACCCCAACGCCGCCGCGGCCGCGGGCGACGCCUCGGUGGACGCCAUCUACAAGGCGGUGGUGGACGCGGCCAGCAAGGGCGUGCCGGUGGUGAUCACCACGGCCGGCUCCAGCUCCGCGCAGCCGAGCCCCAUCCCCGCCCUGAGUGCCAUGAGUGCCUUCACAGCCUCCAUCGGGGACCCCCUGAACCUGUCCAGCGCCGUCAGCGCCGUCAUCCACGGCCGCGGCGCCGAGCACGAGGGGCGAGGCCGCGGCGGCCGCGGCGCGCGGGGCCCGAAGAACCCGGAGCACGGCAAGAAUUCCAGCGAGGGGGACGGCUACGAGUACUACAAACCUGCCGCUUGCAACACGCCCAAAAAGCAGUGGGAAGGGGAGCAGAGCCCCGUGGGGGAGAUCAGCAGGUGGAAGUGCGAGGAGUUCCUGGAGCACUCGGCCCACGUCCACGGCAGCCCGUGCCACGAGAGGCCCAACAACGUCUCGGCGCUGCCGCUGCUGCAGGGGGAGCAGCACCAGGCCCUGCUGGCACCGCGGAACUGUCAGAGCGAGAAAAUGCUGGAGGAGAAUUUCAGGUAUAACAAUUACAAAAGAACUAUGAUGAGUUUCAAGGAAAGGCUGGAGAACACUGUGGAACGAUGUGCACACAUCAACGGGAACCGCCCGCAGCCCAACAGGGCCUUCGGGGAGUUGCUCAACACUUCCAAACAAGACCUGAUCCUGGAAGAGCAAUCUCCCAGUUCCUCCAAUAGCUUGGAGAGUUCCUUAGUGAAAGACUACAUCCAUUACAAUGGAGAUUUUAAUGCCAAAAGCAUUAACGGGUGCGUGCCCAGCCCCUCGGAUGCUAAGAGCAUCAGCAGCGAGGAGGAGCUGCGAAACCCCGAGUCGCCCUCGUCCCACGAGCUCAUCCACUACAGGCCGAGGACGUUUAACGUGGGCGACUUGGUCUGGGGCCAGAUCAAAGGACUCACUUCCUGGCCUGGCAAACUUGGCAGAGAAGAAGAGGUUCACAAUUCAUGCCAACAGAACGCUGAGGAGGGGAAGGUGGAGCCCGAGAAGCUGAAGACACUAACGGAGGGGCUGGAGGCGUUCAGCCGCGCCAGGAAGAGAAACAGGAAAAGUGGAAAGCUAAAUAACCAUUUAGAAGCUGCUAUACACGAGGCCAUGAGUGAACUAGACAAAAUGUCUGGGAAUGUCCACCAAAUCCCGCAGGGAGACAGACAAGUGAAGCCUCCAAAACUCAAGAGGAGGAAGAUCUCUAGAUAACAUUGAAUGUCUUUGUUACUGGUCCAGUCCUUAUCACAGUGAACGUGCACAUGAGUCUAUCUGUAGGUGUUGAUCCAGACGUGGCUCUGUCAGUAUUUCUGUGGAGACAGCUCGCUGCCAUCGCAGGGCACCACGAGGAGCAGUGGUGCCAGAUUUGGGAUGAUUAGGAGGGAUAGAGGUUGCUGGAUAAGCCAAUCAGAAAUCAUGAAAGGUUGCAGUAACAAUGUCAGAUGAUUACUGAAAUUUUUUUUCUAUAAUACUAAAAAUUGUGAUUAUAAGAAAUAGUCCAAAUGUUUCUGAGAAAUUUUCAUUGUGUAUAUAGAUAAUACAGAAUUUCAUGGUGAUAUCUGAACUGUAAAUAUUGUACAAUAUUGUCAUGUACAAGCGUACCUAAUGCACACUUUAUCUUUUAUUGUACAAAAAAUAGUGUACAAAAUUCUUUGGUUUCUAUUGAGUACACAUACAAGAGACUACCAGUGUAAAGUGAUAAAUAAAAAUACAGCCUAAAUGCUUUUAUAUGAUAAUGUAAAAGAUGCUGUUUUUGUAUUUAACAGCAGAGAGAAGGCAUGAUUAUGUAAUACCUUAAUUAUGACAUCCACUUCACGCCACUGAGUGUUCAUUGCUCUGUCUGUUUGGAAUGAACCUUGCCUGGAAGUGCUGUACUCCAGUUCAGGCCUUUAGGAGAGCGCAGCCUCGCAGAUUCCCAGCGGGAUGUGGGAUCACAGCUCUAAUUAACAAUUCAAAGGCUGCAACCCCUCGGUUGCGUUUUUAUUUACUUAGCUUCGAACGUAGAACGCUGUAGAUUUGAUUAAAAAGGACAAAAGGAAAAAAAAGAGUAGAGGGACUAUUUUAGUCAGCCAUUUCUGUAGGAGAAGUUUCAUAGCCACCUGAGGAACUAAAGAGUCGAUCCCCCAUAAUGUUGAGCCCCUCCAACCACCCCCUAGAUUAAUUAGCUUCGAUUAUCUAACGUCAUUAACACGGUGUUUCCUCGGAAGGGGGCAGAGGCCCUGCUUUCAGGAGUGAUCAGGAUUGAUUGCUGUUGAUUACCUUUGGUUUGGCAGUAGGAUGAAAGGGCAACGCUCCGCAGCGUCCGGGAAAAGCAAUCCCAGGAUCCAUCUCGCAGUAUUAAAGCAGAAAAAAAGUUAAGGGUGGCUUACAAAACUAUUAGCAACAGUAAUUUUUAUCAGUAUUAUGUAACAUAUCAGAUUUAUUUUAUUUAAAAAGAAUUAUUUAUACCAUUAACAGAUUCUUAUAUAUAUUAAUGUGGCUGAAAUGCGCAGGUUAAAUCUAUUAACCAAAUUAUUUAUGUUAUAUUAAGUGAGAAAUGUGAAACAUAUGUAGAAAAAAAAAAUUAAUACACUACAGAUUUAAAAGUCUAAAGCUAUGAGCCAUUAUAAAAUUAACGAACGGAAGUGUAGCACAACAUUCUUUCCAUUUGAUUUCAUUUUUCUUUUUCACACGGCCGGUGGCGAUGGUGACGGAAGCCGCGGCAUCCUCUGCCCGAGGCUUCCCCGGAGAACUCCCAGCCCCAGCUGGAGCUUUUCCUGCCACGCUGGGGCCGGGACCACCGCUUACCUCAGAUUCCCUUCUCCCCGAGUGCCGCCUGUGGCUCUCUGGCUAAGGACUGGCAGUGAUCAGCACCCCGGGCAGCGCAGCAUCCCGGGAUCCCGAGGGUCGUGGCUCCUUCUCCUCCUGCCCCAUGCCGCCCGUGGGUGCCCAGGGCAGCGUUGGCAGCAGGGCUGGGUGCCCGGGCACGCAGCUACCUCGGGGCUCCCGGGCUGCCUCCUGCCCGGGCGGGCUCCCUUCCACGGGCAGCUUCACUUGUCUCUCUCCUCCUCCACGCCGAGCGUUCCGGGGCCGCCAGCUCCCGUUUUCCCUUGGCUCUCCCCAUCCCAUCGUGCGCGUGGGCGAGCGCUGGAGCUCCUCUCCCUCGGGAUUUCCUUUGCCUCCUCCCUGUGCUUCGUGUCCCAGAGCUGAGUUUGUGUCUCCUUUGGCCCCUAGGUCUGUGCUCCCUCCCCGCUGUUUUACUUUACAUCCCUAAGAUUAUGUAAAGUAUUCUCGUGCACUUGAUUUCCUCGGUUAAUAAUGGCAUUGAUGUGGGUGCUAGGAGUAGUUUGUUUCAGUCCAUACCAAUUUUUUUUCUCUCUUUUAGAGUUUUUAUGGUUUCAUGUAAGCAGUUAAUGUAAAUAUUGUGAGCAUUACAGGUCAUGCAGUGUUGUAACAUUUUAAGAAAUGUUGCACCGACUUUACGAUUAAAAAACUGGUCACUCAUACUUGAAUUUUGCCCAUAGAGCCAUUUCUUUCUCUUUGCAUUAAAGCAUAAUCUACUUUUUUGAUGGAGGCCCAACCCUUCUUUCUACCUUAUUAUUUUUUGUUUAAUAAAUCUCUAUUUUUUCUAAUAGAAGACUUAAAAAUGAAAAUUUAAAAAAAAAUACUUUUUGCCUACUUUCUAAUUUAAGAGAGAAUUCCUAUAUUUAAAAGGUGGAGAAAAAAAAAAAAGACAAAAAAACACACAAAAAAAAAAAAUUACUCCAUUGUGGAAAGUGGAACACCACUGGAUUUGUCAUUAACAUGGCACAAUCACCCGAAAGUGGCUGAGUGCAGCAAGCCCACGACGCCGAUCAGGACCUCGGUAGAUUUAGGGAACGCCGUGAUUCCUUGAGGAUGUAAAGUGUUGCAUAUUCUUGUCUAUUUAUUUAUUUAUUUAUUAUGCUUUCUUUUGCUUAAGUGGGUGACGAUGUGGUUGAGUCAUUCAGAUGACAUUCAAAUUAAAGGAAAUAUUCCUCUUUUUAUUAUGGUGCGUUGUGUGAACGCCAUAAACGAAACAAAACAAAAAUAUUUUCAUUUUCUUUCGAUGGAUUUUCUUCGUAUUUUCAACUUCCUGGCUGGUAUCAGCUGCAGAAAAGAAAAAAAAAAUCCACAUAGUUUAAAAAUAAUUUAAAAAAAAAAGAAAAAAAAACAAACCCACCCCACCUCUGAUGUCCCAGGUCUGUUAUCCUCACAGUCUAAGGUUUUAGGGGUUAAGAGAAACUUCAAAUUCCAAGGUCUUUCCGAAAUCAUCUUUGCAGAAGGUUUAUAAGUCAUGUGAAAUCCUUUUGGAGUCCCUGAGUUUGAUGGUCUAGAGAUAUUAGAGGGCUCGUGGUGGACUGAAUUACCUUAGGACUGAAUUACCUUUCUUAGCUACAGUUUGUAUUUUGCUAUGUAGGGUUGUAAUGUGAGAAUUCCAGAAGAGCCGUAGCAUAAAAGUGCUUUUCUAUUUUUUAAAAAAACCCAUUCUAGUCUUACUAAGAAUUAGAGAAUUUUUUUAAUAUCAGUUUUGUAAUUUUUGAUAAAGUUGUCAAUAUUAUGAUUAAAUCACCAGAAAAAACA